This is a messenger RNA of Dictyostelium discoideum AX4, 1473 nucleotides long. RefSeq names its product G-protein-coupled receptor (gene carC). The transcript is spliced from 2 exons. The record is from RefSeq and is a predicted model, not a curated record. Gene Ontology annotation, cellular component: membrane. Lineage: Eukaryota; Evosea; Eumycetozoa; Dictyosteliales; Dictyosteliaceae. Bases 1 to 1473 code for a protein of 490 amino acids. Gene Ontology annotation, molecular function: transmembrane signaling receptor activity; G protein-coupled receptor activity; cAMP binding. Gene Ontology annotation, biological process: cell surface receptor signaling pathway; signal transduction; G protein-coupled receptor signaling pathway.
AUGGAAAAUUUAAAUACAACAAGUACGGCAGCAUUAACUGGUAUGACAAAACAAGAGAAUGAUGCAUCAUAUGCAGUUCUAUUGAUUGCAGAUUUUACAUCAAUAAUUGGUUGUACAUUAGUUUUAUUAGGUUUUUGGAGAUUAAAAUUACUUCGUAAUCAUAUUACAAAAAUAAUUACCUUUUUUUGUUCAACAUCAUUAGCCAAAGAUUUAAUAUCAACAAUUUUAACAUUGAUUGAAAAGAAACAAUCAAAUGGGUCAUUCCAAUGUUACCUUUACGCAACUGUUAUCACUUAUGGUUCAUUGGCAUGUUGGCUUUGGACAUUAUGUUUAUCAUUUAGUAUUUAUAAUUUAAUUGUAAAGAGAGAACCAGAGCCAGAGAAAUUUGAAAAAUAUUAUCAUGUUUUUUGUUGGGUUGUACCAUUUAUAAUGUCAGUGAUAAUGUUGUCAAAGGGUGUUAUAGAGGUGACGGGUAAUUGGUGUUGGAUUGGUAACACUUAUGUUGGGUAUAGAUUUGGCUUGUUUUACGGACCAUUUCUUGCAAUUUGGUUCCUUGCUGCCGUGUUGGUUGGUUUGACUUCGAGGUAUACCUAUAAGGUGAUUAGAAGUAGUGUUAGUGAUAAUAAGGAUAGACAUAUGACCUACCAAUUCAAGUUAAUCAAUUAUAUAAUUGUUUUCCUUUUAUGUUGGGUGUUUGCUGUUAUUAAUCGUAUUGUCAAUGGCUUGAAUAUGUUUCCAGCUUGGGUUAGUAUUCUUCACACCUAUCUAAGUGUAUCGCAUGGUUUCUAUGCUUCGGUGACUUUUAUCUAUAAUAAUCCAUUGAUGUGGAGAUAUUUAGCAUCAAUAAUUUUAAUUCCAUUCACAAAGUUUGGUUAUUUUGUUGAAACUCAACAAAGAUUAGAAAAAAAUAAAAAUAAUAAUAAUCAUUCACCAGUUGGGUUAUCAAAUAAUGCUCAAAAUAAUAAUCAUCAUCAUAAUCAUAAUAAUAAUCACAAUAAUAAUCAUAAUAAUCAUAAUAACAAUAAUAAUAACAAUAAUAGUGAUUUCGUUAAUAAUGACUCAAGUAAUUAUUAUACUGCUUCAAUGAUUGAAUCAUUCUCUGUUCAAAAUGAAAAUUCAAAAUCUAUAAAUGGUGCUGAUAAUUUUAAACAAAAUGGUGCAAGUCAACAAGAUGAUAAAGAUUCUCCAAAUAGUAAUAAUAAUAAUAAUAAUAAUAAUAAUAACAAUAAUAAUAAUAAUAAUAAUAAUAAUAAUAAUAAUAAUAAUAAUAAUUAUAAUAAUAAAGAUAUUGAACCAAUUGACAAUUGUAAUACUAAUUCCAUACCAAUGGAUAAUAUUGCCACUAGAAUUGAAAUACCUCCACAACAUCCAACAUUAACUCCUCAACAAUCAUUACAAGAAAUUAAUUUAAAUGAUGACGACAACAAAAUUAAUACUCACCAAAGUAACAAAAAAAAAGAUUCAAAUGUUUAA